Molecule: messenger RNA, 405 nt
Organism: Clunio marinus
Lineage: Eukaryota; Metazoa; Arthropoda; Insecta; Diptera; Chironomidae
Source: the annotation of a GenBank genome assembly
AUGGCACCAGCGCAUUAUGACAAACAUUGCGUCACUCAAUUAAAUGUCUUUUCAGUUUCUAGAUUUAUGUAUUUUUUACAAAAUGGCUUACAAUUUUUGAUGGAUAUUUUCUUUUCAUUUAUUUCUGCUGUUAACGAGCCAACACAAACACUUAAACAGGCUUCACAAUCAAACGUUUCUCUAUUGUUUGGAAACAGUAAAAAAGAUUGUGUUUCUACACUUCAAGCGACGCUUUGUGGAGGUAGCGAUUGGCGCGGAUCGGCAAAAGGAUAUAUGUGUGGUUACGGCUGCUGUUGCCUGGCUUGUUUUUCGCACACAACAACGCUAUACAUAGAAAAAGCUGUUCAUGAACACAAAAAAAAAUUAUGGAGAGAGCAAAAAAAAAGUGGAACAGUGAUGCAAUGA